UCGUCGCCGGCGUCGCGCCAGUCCGCGGUCCGACGGCCAUGGCCCAGGCCGCCGCCGUCGUGGUGGGCGAGGUGACCCAGGUGCUGUGCGCUGCCGGGGGCGCCUUGGAGCUGCUGGAGCUGCGGCGCCGCUUGCGGACGAGCGUGGGCGCCGAGGCGCUGGAGCGGCUGCUGCAGGAGCGCGGGCGCUUCGUGGUGGCGGCGCGGGCGAGCGCCGGUGGCGCGGCGGCCGCGGCCCCCGAGCGCGUGGUGCUGGCCGCCUCGUCGCUGCGCCUGUGCCGCGCGCACCACGGCCCCAAGCCCGGCUGCGUGGGGCUCUGCGCGCAGCUGCACCUCUGCAAGUUCAUGGUCUGCGGCGCCUGCAAGUUCCUGAGGGCCGGGAAGAACUGUAGGAAUGGUCACAGCUUGACAACUGAUCACAACCUGAGUGUGCUGAGAUCUCACGGUGUUGACCACCUCACCUAUAGUGAGCUGUGCCAACUCUUGUUUCAGAAUGACCCCUGGCUUUUGCCUGAAAUCUGCCUACAUUACAACAAAGGAGAUGGACCCUUUGGCUCUUGUUCCUUUCAGAAGCAAUGUGUCAAACUCCAUAUCUGCCAGUACUUUUUACAGGGGGAGUGCAAGUUUGGUGAUAGCUGUAAGAGAUCCCAUAAUUUCUGUCAUUUGGAGAAUCUGGAGAAAUUGGAGAAGUUGGGCAUGAGCUCUGACCUGGUGAACAGGCUACCUUCCAUUUACAGAAAUGCAUAUGAUAUCAAAAAUAAGAGCUCAGCCCCCAACAAAGGGCACCCUCUUCCUGCAGGCCCUCAGGGGACUUCUGAAAGAAGAAACAGUUCAGGUUCUGUGUCCCCAAACACUCCUACACAGGAGGAGAGUGAUCAGAUCUGCUUGUACCAUAUUCGGAAAAGUUGUAGCUUUCAAGAUAAGUGCUAUAGAGUUCAUUUCCAUUUGCCAUAUCGAUGGCAGUUCUUGGAUGGAGGCAAAUGGAAGGAUUUGGACAAAAUGGAGCUUAUCGAAGAGGCAUAUAGCAAUCCCAGGAAAGACAGGAUCCUGUGUGCUGAGUCGGCCAGUAGCUUUCACUUUGAUACUCUGAACUUUGACACUAUGAGGUUCGGCACCGCCCAGGCUCGUCGCCUUUCCACAGCCUCCUCAGUCACCAAACCCCCACACUUCAUCCUUACCACUGAAUGGGUUUGGUACUGGAUGGAUGAGUUUGGUUCUUGGCAGGAAUACGGAAGACAAGGCACAGAGCACCCUGUGACCACCAUUAGUAGCAGCGACGUGGAGAAAGCCUACCUGACAUUCUGCGCCUCAGGGACCGAUUCCCAGGCAUCUACCCUGAAGUUCCAGGCUGGAAAACACAACUAUGAAUUAGACUUCAAAGCCUUUAUUCAGAAAAACCUAGUCUUUGGCACCAUCAGAAAAGUUUGCCGCAGACCCAUAUAUGUGUCUUCCCAGGAUGUGAAGACAAAGCAAACCUGCAGUGUGACGUUUCAAGGCCCAAAGAGCAUCCCGGACUACUGGGACCCCUCAGCUCUGCCGGACCCAGGCUUUAAGAGGAUCAUCCUGAGUUCUUCCUCAGAAGAGUAUCAAAAGGUCUGGAACCUCUUCAACCGCACGCUACCUUUCUACUUUGUUCAGAAGAUUGAACGAGUCCAAAACCUGGCCCUGUGGGAAGUCUACCAGUGGCAAAAAGGGCAGAUGCAGAAGCGAAAUGAAGGGAAGGAAGUGGAUGAGAGGCAGCUGUUCCAUGGCACCAGCACCAACUUCGUGGAUGCCAUCUGCCAGCAGAACUUUGACUGGCGGGUCUGUGGUCUUCACGGCACUUCCUUUGGCAAGGGGAGCUACUUUGCCCGAGAUGCCGCAUAUUCUCACCACUACAGCAAAUCUGCCACGCAGACCCACACGAUGUUCCUGGCCCGGGUGCUGGUGGGCGACUUCGUCAGGGGUAAUGCCUCCUUCGUCCGUCCCCCGGCCAAGGGAGGCCAGAGCAAUGCUUUCUAUGACAGCUGCGUGAACAGCAUGUCUGACCCAACCAUCUUCGUGGUCUUCGAGAAGCACCAGGCCUACCCUGAGUACCUCAUCCAGUACUCCAGUUCCUCCAAACCCCCUGCCACUGGCUCCUUCCUUGUUGCCCUGGGCUCCCUAUUUGGCAGCCGGCAGUGAGGGCGGCUGGGGUGCUCCAGGCCAGCUCAUCUCUUUUGGAAGAGCUGUUCAGGAUGUUUUUCUUUUUAAACAAAACUUUUAAUGAACUGUUGUUUAAUGUUGGCUUCUCAAUGAAGUUAAAUUCUUAAUCCCUUGCUGGUAAUAGUUUUCCCUUUUAGGUCAUUUUUGGGCUUGCUCGUGAAUUUGCCAGAAGUGACUGUAGGUGAGCCCAGUUUUACUUUUUAAUAAUGUGUUAAUAUUGUAUUUGUUACUCUGCUGACUUUGCUGCUUAUUGGCAUCAGACACAGAGUUUAUAGACACUGUUUUAUGGAUUUGUUUUAAUUGUUAAGGGUUUCUAUCUCUAUAAUGAUUCCAUUUCUCAGGGUCUCAUGACCUCUGUUUUGCCUUUCAUCAGAGGCACUGUAGCUGUGUGGGGACUAAUGGAGUGUGUGGAGGGACCCAGGACAGGCCUGGUGCAGCUCUGUCAACAUCUGCCUUAUGAUCUGGCACCAGCCCAAGCAGCUCUAUGGCUGUUGCUCCUGGGCUCUGUUGUUGGUUGAGCUGUGUCAUAUUGUCAGAGCAGUGGCUCCUGUGUGGUGUCGAGUCCCUGCUGGUUUUCCUUCGUCUUAGUGGGGUCAGCAGUCAUCCAGAGGAAACAAUAGCCACCCUGGCAGGAGAUGUGGAUGAGUACCCCGACCCCUGGGCCUGGCCUGUAAAUGCCCAUAUCUGUAUCCCGUAAGCACAUUGGACAUCUCCAAGUGUGGGUUUUACGUCCCAAUGAGGUUGAAUACCAGUGCUGCAAAUGUCACAUGAGAGUAUGGAAAUAAAAGACUAUUUAUCUGAAGUGGA
Molecule: messenger RNA, 2990 nt
Organism: Marmota flaviventris (yellow-bellied marmot)
Lineage: Eukaryota; Metazoa; Chordata; Mammalia; Rodentia; Sciuridae
Gene: Parp12
Product: poly(ADP-ribose) polymerase family member 12
Cellular component (GO): nucleus
Molecular function (GO): NAD+ poly-ADP-ribosyltransferase activity; metal ion binding
Source: RefSeq, a predicted model, not a curated record